Molecule: messenger RNA, 3788 nt
Organism: Populus euphratica (Euphrates poplar)
Lineage: Eukaryota; Viridiplantae; Streptophyta; Magnoliopsida; Malpighiales; Salicaceae
Gene: ELF8
Product: binding protein
Exons: 23
Coding region: 190-3459 (1089 amino acids)
Biological process (GO): transcription elongation by RNA polymerase II; regulation of DNA-templated transcription
Cellular component (GO): Cdc73/Paf1 complex
Molecular function (GO): RNA polymerase II complex binding
Source: RefSeq, a predicted model, not a curated record
ACACUAAACACUGAACACUAACCAUUGCUUUUUUCUUUUUUUUUUUCUUGUAAUUUUGUAAUUUUGUCGCUCCACUGCUUCCCCUCUCUCCCUCCUCUAAAACCCCAGCCAAAUUCACACAGACAGAGAGUGAGAAAGAGAGAACUAGUUACCUUUUCUUUUGUUUAAUUUAAUCUAUCGAGAAAACAAAUGGCGUAUGUGUACAUACCGGUGCAGAACUCAGAGGAAGAAGUUAGGGUAGCUCUAGAUCAGCUUCCUAGGGACGCCUCUGAUAUUCUUGAUAUCCUCAAAGCCGAGCAAGCUCCUCUCGAUCUCUGGCUCAUCAUCGCCAGAGAGUAUUUCAAGCAAGGAAAACUCGAUCAAUUUCGGCAGAUAUUAGAAGAAGGAUCCAGUCAUGAAAUUGAUGAAUAUUAUGCGGAUGUUAGAUAUGAGAGGAUUGCUAUCCUCAAUGCUUUGGGGGCUUAUUAUAGCUAUCUUGGAAAAGUUGAGACAAAACAAAGAGAGAAGGAGGAGUAUUUUAUACAGGCUACCAAACAUUACAAUAAAGCUUCCAGGAUUGACAUGCACGAGCCUUCUACUUGGGUUGGCAAAGGUCAGCUUUUACUGGCUAAGGGUGAAGUAGAACAAGCAUCUGCUGCGUUUAGGAUCGUACUGGAAGGAGACCGUGAUAACGUGUCUGCUCUUCUCGGUCAGGCGUGUGUUGAGUACAGUCGUGGACAUUAUGGUGAAUCGUUGACCUUGUUUAAGCGGGCCUUGCAAGUUUAUCCUGAUUGUCCUGGAGCUGUAAGACUUGGCAUAGGACACUGCCAUUAUAAGCUGGGCCAUGUGGGAAAAGCUUGCCUGGCUUUUCAGAGGGUUUUGCAGUUGGAUCCAGAAAAUGUUGAGGCUCUUGUUUCACUAGCAAUUUUGGAUUUGCAAACAAAUGAAGCUGCUGCAAUAAGGAAAGGGAUGGAAAAAAUGCAGAGAGCUUUUGAGAUAUACCCCUAUUGUGCAAUGGCACUGAAUUAUCUAGCAAAUCACUUUUUCUUCACUGGUCAACAUUUUUUAGUUGAGCAACUGACUGAAACUGCACUUGCUGUCACAAAUCAUGGACCAACAAAGUCACAUUCUUAUUACAAUUUAGCUCGCUCUUACCAUAGCAAGGGUGAUUAUGAAACAGCUUCAAGAUACUACUGGGCAUCAGUCAAGGAAAUCAAUAAGCCCAGUGAAUUUGUGUUUCCAUAUUAUGGUUUGGGGCAGGUACAAUUGAAACUGGGAGAGAUUAAAAAUGCAUUGUCAAAUUUUGAAAAAGUUUUGGAGGUCUACCCUGAUAACUGUGAGACAUUAAAGGUUCUUGGGCACAUAUAUGUUCAGCUUGGGCAAACUGAAAAGGCUCAGGAAUUUUUGAGAAAGGCUGCGAAAAUUGAUCCUCGUGAUGCCCAGGCGUUUCUUGAUCUGGGAGAAUUGUUAAUUUCAACUGACACUGGAGCUGCUCUUGAUGCCUUCAAAACUGCACGCAGUCUUCUGAAAAAGGGAGGUGAAGAAGUGCCAAUAGAAGUUCUUAACAAUAUUGCAGUCAUUCAUUUUGAAAGAGAAGAACUUGAGCUUGCUUUGCAAAAUUUCAAAGAGGCUCUAGGUGAUGGCAUAUGGCUCACUUUUCUUGAAGGCAAAGCAAAUACAUAUGAAGUUGAUGCAACUUCAUCUCUUCUUCAAUACAAGGACAUGCAGAUAUUUCGUCGACUGGAGGAGGAAGGUCAUUCUGUGGAACUGUCUUGGAAUAAAGUCACAACAUUAUUUAACUUGGCCAGAUUACUUGAGCAGUUGCAUAACACAGAAACUGCAAGCACAUUAUACCGCCUCAUCUUGUAUAAGUAUCCAGACUAUGUGGAUGCUUAUCUGAGGCUUGCUGCCAUUGCCAAAGCUCGAAACAAUCUUCCAUUAAGCAUCGAACUGGUAAAUGAGGCCCUGACUGUGAAUGACAAGUGUCCAAAUGCAUUAUCAAUGCUUGGUGACCUGGAGCUUAAAAAUGAUGACUGGGUAAAGGCUAAAGAAACAUUCCGUGCUGCUAGUGAGGCAACUGACGGGAAGGAUUCUUAUGCCACUCUUUCUUUGGGGAACUGGAACUACUUCGCUGCAAUACGUAAUGAGAAAAGAAAUCCCAAGUUGGAAGCUACCCAUUUGGAAAAAGCCAAGGAACUGUACACCAGAGUUCUGGUUCAGCAUACAGCUAAUCUUUAUGCUGCCAAUGGUGCUGGAGUAGUCUUGGCAGAAAAAGGACACUUUGAUGUAUCAAAAGAUCUUUUUACACAGGUCCAAGAAGCUGCAAGUGGAAGCAUUUUUGUCCAGAUGCCUGAUGUCUGGAUAAAUUUGGCACAUGUAUAUUUUGCUCAAGGAAAUUUUGCAUUAGCUGUGAAGAUGUACCAGAAUUGUUUGCAGAAAUUCUUUUAUAAUACAGAUUCUCAGAUUCUUCUUUAUUUGGCGCGCACUCAUUAUGAAGCUGAACAGUGGCAGGACUGCAAGAGAACUUUAUUGAGAGCCAUCCAUUUGACACCUUCUAAUUACACACUGAGGUUUGAUGCAGGUGUUGCAAUGCAAAAAUUCUCAGCAUCUACACUACAAAAGACAAAGAGGACAGUAGAUGAGGUGCGUUCAACUGUUGAUGAGCUGGAAAAUGCUGUCCGUUUAUUUAGUCAGUUAUCUGCUGCUUCCAACCUGUACUUUAAUGGGUUUGAUGAGAAGAAAAUCAACACCCAUGUAGAGUAUUGCAAACAUUUACUAGAGGCUGCUAUAGUUCAUCGUGAAGCAGCUGAGCGUGAGGAACAGCAAAAUCGACAGAGACUAGAUCUUGCUCGUCAGAUGGCAUUGGCGGAGGAAGCCCGCCGUAAGGCUGAAGAACAAAGGAAAUUUCAGUUAGAGAGGAGAAAACAGGAGGAUGAAUUAAAACGGGUGCGGCAACAGGAAGAGCAUUUUGAGCGUGUGAAGGAGCAAUGGAAGAGCAGCACAUCUUCUUCUAAGCGGAGGGACAGGGCAGAUAUUGAUGAUGGUGAGGGUGGGCAUGGUGAGAAAAGGAGGAGAAAGGGUGGAAAGAGGAGAAAGAAGGAGAAGAGCUCAAGGUCACGCUAUGAGAUGGAAGAAGCUGACAUGAUGGAUGAUCAUGAUGAACCGGAAGAUGAUGAUGCCAACGUGAAUUUUAGGGAGCCUGGAUAUCAAAUGAAUGAUCAGGAUGACAAUGUAGAAGAGAAUGCGCAAGAUGUUCUUGCCGCAGCUGGGCUGGAAGACUCUGAUGCAGAUGAUGAUGCAGCUGCACCUUCAUCAGCAGGCAGGAGGAAGCGGGCAUGGUCAGAAUCUGAUGAGGAUGAGAUUUCAGAGAGGAAGCCACAGUCCAGCCUUUUGCGAGAGAAUUCUGCUGAUCUGCAGGAUAGUGAUGGUGAAUUUAGAGACAAGAGGCAGGAGAAUGCUGCUGUUGAUGAUGAGGAUUGAUAUCGAGCAUUUUGAACCCUCUUAAGGACAGGGGGAAACUAACAUGCCAGCAUAAGGUGAAUGGCCUUGCACUGUGGGGAGGUACUCAAAUCUCUUCUAGUGUUUUGGUCCCCUGAAUUACUUCCAUAGUUCAAUUAUGUAUGGUUCACUAUAGAAGUAUCCUAAUGAAAAUGCAACUUUUGCAUCCUUGUAUAUGCACCAGCCAUGCUGAACAGUUGCAUCCUUGAAUUUUUUUAGAAUCUUAUAUAUUUUAGGCAGAAGCUGUACAGUUGAGAGAUUCUCUGACCAAUCUCUAUUAAGAAAUUACUGAACAUCCAAGUUACCAGCUC